This is a messenger RNA of Cheilinus undulatus (humphead wrasse), 4970 nucleotides long. RefSeq names its product pleckstrin homology domain containing, family M (with RUN domain) member 1 (gene plekhm1). Lineage: Eukaryota; Metazoa; Chordata; Actinopteri; Labriformes; Labridae. The transcript is spliced from 12 exons. Bases 241 to 3489 code for a protein of 1082 amino acids. The record is from RefSeq and is a predicted model, not a curated record.
UGACAGGAGAGCGUCUCACCUCUCAAGGAAUAAAAUCUCGCUAACGCUUAUUUUUUUAUACUUUUUGGGGUGUAGUAACAAGCGAAAUGGAAAGUGUCCAUACUAAUUAAUUUCCAGUAGAGAUAUAUUUACAAAGUUUACUGUUAUUUUCGGAGGAUACGCGUUUUUUUUGGAUUCAAAUGGACAGAUAGCCAUCCUCUUUCGUGUGCCAUGCGGGAGUAAUCCUUCCCAGGGGGUGCCAUGCUAGCCACACAGAUGCCAGAUACGCCACCUGAGGCUAAAGAUGUCAAACUGAUCAAAGAGAAGUUGGCGCAGUCGCUCAAGGCCCUGCAGAAGCGAUACGUGACAUCAGAUGCGGUGGUCACCAGUGAGGAUGCUGAUGCCAACCUCCUGUGUUGUGCCCUGGAGGCCAUCUUCAUCCAUGGUAUCAAGACCAAGUAUAUCCGCUCAGAAGCUGGGGGCCGGGGCAGAAAGGGAGACAGAGGACCCCUCCCUCAGCCCUUCUUCUGGAGCCUCCUCAAGACUGUGACCCACCGGGAUGUGAUCACAGAGCUAGAGAAAAUCAGCUUCAUAGGCACCGACGUGGGUCGCUGUCGAGCGUGGCUGCGUCUCGCACUGAACCACGGCCUGCUGGAGUGCUACCUCGCCUCGCUGCUCCGGGAGGACUCCAAGCUGCGGGCCCACUACCAGCCCAGUGCCUUGCUCCUGAACGAGGAGGAGCGGGAGGUCCUGCUCAGCUACCUCCAGGGUUUAGCUUCACUCACAUUCAGCCUUUCUUAUAAAUCAGCUGUGCUUAACGAAUGGACCACCACACCUCUGAGUCUGGCUGGACUCUGCCCCUUGUCCCAGGCAGACUCUCUUGACCUGCCUCUUAAUGGCGGUGACCUUCCCAACUCUAAGCAUGUUUAUAAAGAUUCAUGGGACACUGUGUCACAGUCCUCAGGCUCCUCGGAUGCUCUAGAUCUGCAGAGAGGUGCAGUUCUCAUAGGCAGAGGGUCAAAUGGAUCACAAGCAGGAAGGACUGCACUGAACUCGUCUAAUUUAAGCCUGGACACCACAGGCUCCUCUCAGCUCUCCUCCAGUUUGAGCUCUGACAGUCUCCUGCAGGGGCAGGACCCCCGCAGCCCCACAGGGGAGCAGUGGUCCUCAUCUGACCUGGAGAUGCCCAUUAAUGUCAACCAAAGCAGCACCAAGAGGACACAGAAAGAUUCUCUGACUGAGUUCCGGGAGAGUGGCCACUGCAGCCAGGACUCCAUGCGGGAAGACUCGUUUGUCUCCAGCACGGGUCCAGAUCAGUUCUCAGAGACGGCCAUUUUCAGCGGCUCAGACAGCGAGACCCCUGCUCCAACAACACCACCCAGUGACCAAACCCAAAGCUCAGCCCUGCCUGAUUCAGAGCAGCCACAAAUAUCCCUCGAACUGCCAAUAUCUGAUGAGAACCUUGUCAGUUCUUCCUCAGAAGCAUGCAUCUCUGUGCUGCCUGAGAUCAACUCAGACCCAGAUGUGCUCUCAACUGUCAGUGAGCCUGCAGAGGAAGUUUAUCCGAGCAGAGUUCAGGAGAGUCCGGAGCCUGAACAGAAAGGGAAAGAAGCUGAGACUACGGAGAAGAAGGCUGCUGAGUCUUCUGUUCAUCAAGGUGCACGUCGAUCUGCCAGCAUCCUGAGCAGGAAGUUAUCCUCAGACUCUCUAUCACACUCCCGUUCCUGGAUCUCAGAGGACGACUUCUACAAGCCACAUCUGGAGGAGGAAUCGGACCACGAGGAAUCGCCUCCUCCUGCUCCUACAGCUGAACUGAAGGCAUCUCAGUCAGCCCCUAGUGUCAUCCAUCGCAGACAGAUAGGGCUGGCUAACCCGUUCCGGGGUCUGCUGAAGCUUGGUCACCUCGAGCGUCGAGGUGCGAUGGGGAUGUGGCGAGAUUACUACUGUGAGCUGUCACCCUUUGAAUUCCGAAUGUACCUCAACGCCGAGGAGCGAGCGUGUUACGACAACUGCUCUCUGGUGAGAUGUGAAGAUGCUCGCAUCACUUCGCCUGAAGGACGCUUCGAGCUGGCCUUUCCUGGAAAACGACUUUACCUCCGGGCAGCGAACCGGGACGAAGCUGAGGACUGGGUGGACCGAAUUGUGGAGGCUGUUAAUAAAUGUCGGCCUGCAUCUCGUGUCGAUGAUACUUGGGAGGUUCUUCAACCCUACAGUGAGAACGGCGUGGAUGUAUCAUCUUCGUCUUCUGCUCUCUCAAGUCCUGAACGAGGUUUAGCAUCGUCAGAGACAAAACCAAAUGGAGUGCAGGAGUCUGCUCCCUCUCUGCAGGACUUAGACUGGACGCGGACUACUGAUUUAGAAACAGAUGCCAUCAAAGAAGCUGUUCUGUACUUCUCCACAGACCCUGAGGCUAGGACAUGGGCACCUCUAGUCUUUUCUCUCUCUUUGGAGGCUUUAAAAGGCUUUCAGGUACGAGACGGGAGGAAGCUUCUGCGGCUAACCCACCCAAUCGAGGAAAUCCGUGAUGUGGUGCCUGAUGUUUCAAUGGGGGGACCAGCUUUCUUCAAACUCCUGACUGUCAAAGAGACGCUCAAACUCAGGGCAGAGAGCCCGGAUGAGGCUCGCUCUUGGAGGAAUUUGAUCCGUGGAGCUCUGGACGCAUAUCUGGAGAGCGGGGAGGAUGGGAGCGUAGGGGAAGCGCCUGUAGUGCAACCAGAGGUGAAUGGAAACCUGCACAGACUGGUGCAGCACAGACUUAAAGAAGAUGGAGCUUUUCUGGUUCAUCUGUGUACUGUGCCAUCAGAGAAAGGGCUGGACGCUCAGGGCUUCAGGUGUGCAGGGUGUCCCAGACAGAUCGGCCCGUCUCUGGGCAGAGCCAGGCUAUGUGAGUUUUCAGGCCUAUACUACUGUGACUCCUGUCACCAUGGAGACACCUCCAUCAUCCCCUCACGUGUGGUGCACAACUGGGACCUCACACAGCGAGAGGUGUCAAAGAAAGCAGUACGGCUGCUGGUUAAGGUGGAGCAUGAGCCCCUGCUGAACCUGGAGCAGCUGAACCCCGAUCUGGUACUUCAUGCUGAGUCUAUGGCUCAGGCUCACAACCUACGACAGAGGCUGCGUCUGCUGGGAGACUACCUGCUCGCCUGCCGCAGCGGAGCCUGCAAGAAACUCCAAGCCAGAAUGAAGCAAAGAACGUACAUGUUGGAGUCGAGCCACCUGUACAGCGUCAUGGAUCUACGACAGAUAGCUGAGGGCCAAUAUGCAAACUACCUGCUCACACUGCUGCAGCACGCCUCCAACCACGUGUUCCAGUGCGACCUAUGCACCCAGCGAGGCUUCAUCUGUCAGAUGUGCCACGCUAAUGACAUCAUCUUCCCUUUUCAGUUUGAGAUCACCACUAGGUGUAAGGACUGUAAAGCUGUGUUUCAUCUCGCCUGCAAGGCUCCCAGCGACCCCUGCCCUCGCUGCUUACGGAUGAAGAAAUACCUGGAGAGAGAUCUGCAGGACUGAGCAAUGCUUCUGGGGUCGGUUUCGGACCUCCUUGCUAGAAGACGGCUAUUUGAGAGAAAGAUAAUAGGAGAUUGAAAUAAUAUCUAGCUUUUACAUGAAGUAACCUCAAGUGCAAUUAUGAGUGACUCGCCUGCUAACUGACCUUAAAACUGGAGAGGAAGGUGUAGGAGGAACAGUGCUACAGUAGCUACAGUCUCUUGCACUAAUUCAGAGGCACAUUAAGCCUUGUGAUGCUGAUUUAACGCAGCCGAAUGUUACUGACCAGUGACUUUAAUACCUCUCUGAUUGACUCAGCCAUGGCAUCAAACAAAGGACUGAACGAUGGCGACAGGUCCUGCCAAGAAUCUUAUCCUUCACAUUUUUACAUUGUGCUCUUUAUUUUAUAUCUUUAAUUUCCUAUUCGUGUCAGCAUCAGAAGAAUCAUGUUUACCUGAAAUGCUCAGCAGUGCACUCAUGAAAGUGAAAGUGCAAAAUAUGGGAGAAAGCAGCACUUGGAAUGUUCUAAUAAACAUAUUUUGAUUGUGCCUUCUAUUUUAUUUAAGCUUUACACUUGUUUCUUGGUGUGUCUUUAAUUCAGGGUCAAAAGCAUCACAUAGGCUGUUUUUAUAAACAUGAUUUACAAUCACAAUAAGAGGGAGUUAUUGCAUUAGAUUUCAUUUUAGGUUGAAGUAAUAUGCUUCAGACUUUUUGGGAUGUUUUAUCUUUGUAUAUCUCCUCAAAAUUAACAAGUUUACAAAAAACGCAUCUUAAUUGUUCUACUUAUAUGGUGUACGUACCAUAACAUACAGCUAGCAGGCCGUUUUACUGAAUAAUGACCAGGUAACUGUACUGUUCAUAUUCCACUGCUGCUUCAUUAAGAAACAAACACUUUGGUUUUAAUAAUUAAUUUUAAGUUGGAAUUGAAAUCAAUUGUGUAACUUUGACUAAAAAGAUAACAGAAUUUAGCUCAUAGAGACAGUCUGUUAUUCUAGUAUAACUGAAUGUAGGAUUUUGUUGUCAACCAAUCAGAAUAAAGUCAACCGAAGUGUUGUAAUAAACCAACAAAUAAAAAAAAGUGGCAGAAACAUUUCUUAAAGUUUUUUAAAAGCCUUGAUUGGAUAUUGCAUUGCAAAAUAUUUGCAUAUUUGCACUUUAAUCUACGACUGUUAAGAGGAUGUUUUACCUUAAAUGUAGUCUUAAUAUCCUCUAGCAUACAAAAUGUACCCUCUAUUCUAAACAGACCUCCUUUUGCAGACAUUUUUAUUUUCAUUUGCUCUACUUUCCUCUCAGUUGUAGCAUUAAACACAAUGUAAAUGUAAGAGAAUCUGAAGAAGAGAAACAUUGAAGGUUUACAUAUCAACUCUUCGCUUGAUAUCUGCAGAUAUUACCAUUUGCAAGUGUCGAGAACAAAAUACUGCAGUACUGUUGUUCGUGGUUUAUUUUUUAUUGUCACUUCAUUCAUUAUGUAAGAUGUAUAAAUGAAAAUAAUGAAAUAAAUAUGU